AUGAGGUGGAACAACAACACCUCAGGCUUUGUGCUUAGAAGGAUGGCACAGCUAGUGAGUGAUGGUAGUAGGCCUAACAAGGUGUUUAAAGACAAGGUUGUCAACUAUGUAGCCAAGGCCCUUAAGGAGUAUAGUGGGGAGGAUUUGAGCCCAACUCAGGUGUACAACCACCUAAGGAAGUGGAGGCAGAAGUGGUCUAGGGUCUGUAAGCUUAAAUACCUUAGUGGAGCCUUGUUUGACACUGAUACAAAUGCUAUAAUGCUUGAGGGAGAGCACUACCUUUCGCACUGCAAGGACCAUCCUAAAGAUGCAGACUUUCUAAACACUCCUAUAAGGUUCUACUCAGAGAUGGAGGCUAUCUUUGGCCAUGCAAUGGCCACUAGUAAGUUUGUUGUAGGAUCUGGUGAAGCUCUUUGGGUUAACCAAGCUGAAAGUAUGGCUGCUAUGGCUGAGGGCUCUGCCUCCAACCAUGUUUGUGAGGAGAAAACCAACACUGAAGUUGAUGAUGUCAACAAUGUUGCCAAUGCACUUAGGGAGACUAGACCAGCCCAUGUUGAUGCUAACCUCUACCUUGUUAUCAUGGAGAUGUAUGGCUUUUCUUAG
Miscanthus lutarioriparius is the source of this 603-nucleotide messenger RNA. The record is from the annotation of a GenBank genome assembly. NCBI's taxonomy places the organism in Eukaryota, Viridiplantae, Streptophyta, Magnoliopsida, Poales, Poaceae.